Molecule: messenger RNA, 1275 nt
Organism: Westerdykella ornata
Lineage: Eukaryota; Fungi; Ascomycota; Dothideomycetes; Pleosporales; Sporormiaceae
Exons: 1
Biological process (GO): positive regulation of GTPase activity; positive regulation of TORC1 signaling
Cellular component (GO): cytosol
Molecular function (GO): GTPase activator activity
Source: RefSeq, a predicted model, not a curated record
AUCUCCCUAGCCCACUUCUGUGAGCUCCACGGCCCUACGUCCAUCAUCUGCACCCAGGCCACCACUUCGCCCUGCUCCACGUGCAACCCAUGCGUCACCCCGCCUUCGGAAGAAGCUCCCAUCUCCUCCCUCCCUUACAACAACUCCGUCUACGAUCAUCCCGCCCUGAGUCUCCCCGGACGCCUCGCGUCGCCCUUCGACACGCCGCCUACGAGCCCGCGCUCUCCCUCACACAACCCAUACUUUCCCACUCUCUCCUCCGAUCGCGCCAGCUCCGCCAGCAGGAGGCCGAGCAGCACCUUGGACGCCGACCCCGACGUCUGCGAGAACUGCUCCAUCGUCAUCCCCAAGAAAUACAGCGACAAGCUAACCACCAGCGCACCCGCCAGUCCUUCCAAGGACCGUCGUGGCGCAAAGAUUCCCAACCCCGUCCUGCGCACCGUGCAGAAGUUUCCCGUUCGCGGUUGUCCUGCAGACACUUUCGGCGGCUCCCCUGACUACUCCGAUGUCUCGGACAAUGAACAAUCGCGCUCCUUCGACAGCUCCCAAUCCUACCCUGAUUCCAUUCCCGGGUCUCCCGUCUUCGCUGCCAGUGGCAUGCACACGCAUACCUUGAACUACAUCUCCACCAGCCAACCGCAAUCGCCGGCCCUCUACUCCCUCCUCAGACGCAUCUGCAUCCGCGCCCUCUCGUGCGAGGCCCUUCCAGGCGGUCGAUCAGCCGGACCGAUGAUGUUCGGUGACCCCGUCGCAGGCUACACCAUCGCAUACAUCUUCCGACUGCAGGAUCCGAGGUCCCGCGGCGCCAAGAGGACAUAUGCCUUGCUCGCUAUGACGGGAACGCAUUGGAGAGCGAGUAGAGUCAUGGUCAAGGUUACCGAGCUGUUUGAGAUCAUUGCCAACCGUAUCGUCAAGUUGGCCGAGGACGUCCUGGCAAAGGAAAAAGAGGCGGCCCCUUCGUCGUUGAAUCUUUCCAGUCUCCCCUCCGUAACCAGCUCCAUGUCCACGUCGGCUGGGUCCACUUCUCCGCAGAAGAGUAGAUUCCCGCCGUCCAUGACCAGCUCUCCCGCCACUGCAACGACCCGCAGCAUCACCCCCGUCUCCUCCUUCCUGUCCGCGAAGAAGGUCGACCCCGACGGUUAUCCGCGCCUCAGCCGCGAUGUUAUGCGCCCCAAGACGCUGGUCGAGAUUGUCGGCAACGAGAACUUCUUCGUCGAGCUGCACGGCUGGUUUUGCAGGCUGUUGCAGUGUCUGAUCAAGGAGUUUGGGUGUUGA